ACUGCAUCCCUAGUUCGAACUAGGGAUGCAGUGUAGACAUACCCUUAGGGACAGAAAAGGGCCAUUUGCUUACAUGGCAAACUGACUCUCAGCGGAGCUUGGGUUUGUACCUCCCCUGUGAUCUAGUCAACGCAGCCUGAGUUUCCCCGCAGCUGCCCUGCCUUUGUGCACCAAAUCCAGCUCAGAGCAGGUGAUGGGUUAUGUCCUGGAGGAAGGAGAUUUUUGAGGGGUUGAGACUCUGCAGGGCUCUGACCCCGUCUGGCCCAUCUUCAGCAACCUGCUUGCUGCACGUCGAUGAGGGGUACGCCCAGCCCCCCAGGAGGCGACUGGCUCUGGGAUUGUUCCAUAGCACGCGGGAGGGCUGCAAAGAAAACUCUGUGUGUCUGUGUUUGUUUGUUCAGGGCCCAUCGCCGGGACCGCUGUGUGCUGUUACAGCAUGCAAAUGCUAUUUCUAAAGGUACGCAGGGAAUCGGAGAGCCCCACUGCGGUGCCAUCCCCUCCCGGCAGCUCCUUACUCUGAUUAUUUAUUGCAGAGAGCCCCAGGAACAUGGCAAGCAAAGAGAGUCCUUACUCCCCGUGGGCCCAGACCAGCCCUCAGCAUUCCCUGUAAGCUGAGCGCUCGGGCAGCCACCCAGGAGAGAUUCCAAUGCCACCCCGCUGAUUAGCAGCAUGCCCACAGCCUCCCACAGCAGGUGUUUCUACUGCUGGUGCACAUCUCUGCAUGCCUCGGUGCAGGUAACACAAUUUAUUCCGCACCUGGGUGGAAAAAAUGAGAGGGCACAUUGCCGGCCUUAUGCCUGCCGGGUUGUCCCCCCAGUGAGCGUUCCAAGAGGGAGAAUUCCCUGCGGUGUACCACACAGGGGGCGGGAACGGGAAUAGAUAUGGGAGUCACAGGGGGCGGGAAUGGGGAAUAGAUAUGGGAGUCACUCCUGGCAGAGCUAAGUUCCAGAACCAGGGCUGUUUGCCUGCAAACACCAAAUAAAGGAGUCUGCAGAGCUUGUGGUGACACCAGAACAGGCACGAGAGACAGAGCCCAGACCCUUUGGCUGCAACCAAAGAAGUCACCAUGCAGAGGAAGCAAGAGAGAGGGGAAGUCCCAGGCAAGGCUGCAGGAAAGCUCCUAAGAGAGCUGUAGCCAGCCUGGGAGGGAUCAGAUUACAGCAUCUGGCAAAAAGCCCCUAGCAAACAUCUCUCGUCUCCAAGGGCUCUGCUUUGUUGGCCAGAGCAUUUUUUGGGGGUCCAGGCUUGCGUCUUCUAAAAGGACCCUCACGCCAUCCCUGGCUCCAAGACCGCAGCAUCUGUAACCCACCUCCCCAGGAGCCGGCCAGCAAGCGAGCGCUGUGCGGAGACAGCGGGUGCUGCUUCGGAAGCUGAGCCUGUGACUGGUCUGGAGACGCGGAGAAGGAGCCUUUUAUGGUUUCCAGCAAACCUCCCGCGUCUUCCCACCACAUCUCCCUCCUCCAGCCCUGCACCUCCCCACACACCGACACAGACGUGGCCCGCAGAGGGCCGCCUGCCGCCGGCAGGAACUGGCUGUGAAGGCAGCAACAUGAACCUGAAAACGGUCGUCAUCCUCCUGGUUCUGGCGCUCGCCACAAUAUUCGCGCUGGUCUGGGUGCUGCUGACGAGAGGGAAGGCAGCCAGCUGCGAGUCCCAGCCCCCGAGCAGUCAGGGGGGAGAGCACGGGGACCAGAGCCUGGUCUUCGCCGAUCUGACGCCAAAAGAAAUGGUGGAGGUGGUGACGUAUCUCCACGACAACCUUGGGGUGUCCUUGGUAGAUGCCUCUCAGGCAAACCCCUCUGAUAACUGCAUUUACUACGUCGACGUGCAGCUGCCCCCCAAGGCCGAGGUGCUGGCCUUCUUGGACCGUAACGGCAGCCAACCGGCCCGGCAGGCGCUGGCAGUGGUGUACUUCGGAAACAAACCAGAUCCAAAUAUCACGGAGUACGUGGUGGGUCCCCUGCCCCGGCCGACGGCUCAUCGGGACGUCACGGUGCGGAAAUACGGCGGGGGGGGCCCGCACCAGAGGGAAUACAAGAAGAUCGACCUUUUCCUCCACCGGGAGUUCUCCAAAGCCCCACGCUUGCUCAGGGAGUGCUGUGAAUACGAUGGGACCAAUUUUGUUACCUUCACCACGGUUCCCCGGGGGUUCCAGUCGGGUGAUCGCGCCACAUGGUUUGUUGUGUUCCAGAAUGCGUACGGCAGGGGCUACUGCCUGCACCCGGUGGGGCUGGAGAUGCUGGUUAACCACAGCAGCCUGGACCUCUCCCAGUGGAGGGUAAGCCAAGUGUUCUACAACGGGAAGUACUACGAAGACAUGGCGCAGCUGGAGAGCGGGUUCAUUCAAGGCAACGUGAACGACGUCAAAGUUAAAAAAGUCCGACCGGAGGAGAAAUAUGGUUCCAUGAGGCCCACAGGGACCCAAUCCCUACCAGGCCCUUUGCCGUAUCAGCCUCGUGGGCCCCGCUACUGCAUCCAUCAUAAUCACGUCCUUUUCCAGGCCUGGAGUUUCUCCUUCGGGAUGGACGUGAACACAGGCCCGCGGCUGUUUGACAUCCGGUUCAACGGAGAGAGGGUUGUCUAUGAGCUGUCUCUCCAAGAAGCUCUUGCACUCUAUGGCUCCAAUUGUCCCGGGGGGAUGGUGACGCGCUAUAUGGACGGGAGCUUUGGCAUCGGGAAGCUGGCGUUUGAGCUGGUCCGAGGCGUUGACUGCCCCUACACAGCCACCUAUGUGGACAGACACUAUUUAGUCGAGUCGGAGACCCCUAAAGUGAAUAAAAACGUCAUGUGUGUUUUCGAACACAACACGGCCGUCCCGCUGCGGCGCCAUUUCUCCAACACGGAGUCCCUAUACUAUGGGGGUCUGGUGAAAUACGCGCUUGUUCUCAGGGCCAUUUCCACGCUCCUAAACUAUGACUACGUUUGGGACUUCAUCUUCUACCAGAACGGAGCGAUGGAAGUGAAAGUCCACGCCACGGGCUACAUUAGCUCCUCCUUUCUCUACGGCGAGGGCACGGACUAUGGCAGCCGGGUCGGGGAACACACUCUCGGGACAAUGCACAACCACCUCAUCAACUAUAAGGUGGACUUGGAUAUUGGAGGACUAAAGAAUUCUCUGGUGGCCCAUGACAUGACGUUCGAUGCCGUGCAGGCUCCGUGGAGCCCGGAGCACCAGAUCCACCGGCCACGCCUCACCAAGACAGUCCUGGACACCGAGGACAAGGCCGUGUUCCCGCUGCAUUCCAAGAUGCCCAGAUACAUCCACUUUGCCACCAACCUGGAAAACAAGUGGGGCCACCAGCGUGGCUACAGGAUCCAGAUCAUCAGCUUUGCCGGGGACCCCCUGCCAGAAGCCAGUUCCAUGGAGCGGUCCAUCAGCUGGGGGAGGUACAAACUGGCCGUCACCAAACGGAAAGAGGAGGAACCGACAAGUAGCAGCAUCUACAACCAGAACGACCCCUGGACGCCCACUGUGGCCUUCGCUGACUUCAUAAACAAUGAGACCAUCGUAAACGAGGACCUGGUUGCCUGGAUUUCAGUUGGUUUCCUGCAUGUCCCGCACUCGGAGGAUGUCCCUAACACGGUGACAGUGGGGAAUGGAGUCGGCUUUUUCCUGAGACCCUACAACUAUUUCAACGAAGACCCCUCUAGUCACUCCGCUGAUGGCGUCUAUUUCAGAAGUGACCAGGACCUCAGCAGCUGUGAAGUCAGCCAUCUUGCCUGCCUCUCCAAGUCAACGGCCUUGUGCUCACCAGUUCUGCCCCCAUUCACCUACAGUGGCUUCCAGAACCAGACAGGGGCCUGAGCUGCGGACUGCAGGGGCCGGUAGGCGUGCGGGUGUUCGGCUGCUCCUUGAGGCCACGUGCCUGAUCUGACGGACACCCGGAGAUCGGUAGAUGGGUUGUAUUAGUUGACACUGCUCACAAAAACGUCCGUGGAAGAACGUGUGCUCGCUCUGGCAGAUAGGACGUGGCUGGCUUGCUCUGCUGCUGGACCGAAAUCGAUAACUAUGCACUCCGGCCCGGCCAACGAGUUUGCAGGGCCCACGGCGGGGGGCCCCCACCUGGGGGCUCUGCUUCAGCUGCAAGUGCUGAGCUCCGACAGCACCACCCGUGCCGGGACGUGGAGCGGGCCCCGGACCCUGCAGGGGUCCCACGGACACCCUCGGCCCCACCUCCAGGCGCCCUGGAGUUCAGCGGUGACCAGGUCAUGGAGUGCCGGGGAAGGGGGUCGGGGAGUGUACAGACACCCGGCAUGGGGUCUUAGCCUGGAGCUUGGGCUGUGGCCUAGCCGGCAGAGUCUGGCUGGCUCGGGCAGCAGGGCCUGUGCAGCCGCUGGGGGCCUGAAUUGCAGGGCUUUUCGCUCAGGCUGUAGCGGCUCCC
Pelodiscus sinensis (Chinese soft-shelled turtle) is the source of this 4382-nucleotide messenger RNA. RefSeq names its product amine oxidase [copper-containing] 3. Gene Ontology annotation, cellular component: plasma membrane. Gene Ontology annotation, biological process: amine metabolic process. The record is from RefSeq and is a predicted model, not a curated record. Gene Ontology annotation, molecular function: copper ion binding; quinone binding; primary methylamine oxidase activity. Lineage: Eukaryota; Metazoa; Chordata; Testudines; Trionychidae.